CCUCUGGGUCAGCGCCCUCGGCGGUCGGCUCUCUGGAGGCCGGGAGAAGCGAGCGGGUGAACUCUCGGCAUCCCGGAUCCGGACUCGCCUGGCCCGGAGCGGAGUCGGCGUAGGCCCUGACCCAAAGCUGGUGUGUGAAAAAAAAAACCAACUCGCGAACUGGACUAGGAAAUCCCGGAACCCGGAUUGACCAACGCUUCCGGAACCCGGAAUUAAGAUCGGAAAGUCCCGGAUCGCGGAGCAGCGCUGCGCGCGGAACGGACUCGACCCGGGAGAGCCCGAACGCUGCAGCGCGGGCACGGGACGGAGCGAUGUCCGGCCGUGGCGCGGGCGGGUUCCCGCUGCCCCCGCUCAGUCCCGGCGGUGGAGGCGCCGUGGCCGCGGCCCUCGGUGCACCGCCUCCUCCGGCCGGACCCGGAAUGCUGCCUAACCCGGCGCUCAGGGGCCCGGGGCCUGCUGGAGGCAUGGGGGGUCCCGGGGCCGCCGCCUUCCGUCCCAUGGGCCCCGCGGGCCCCGCGGCGCAGUACCAGCGACCUGGCAUGUCACCAGGAGGUCGAAUGCCCAUGGCUGGCAUGCAAGUGGGACCUCCAGCCGGCUCCCCAUUUGGCACAGCUGCCCCACUUCGACCUGGCAUGCCACCUACCAUGAUGGAUCCAUUCCGAAAACGCCUGCUUGUACCCCAGGCCCAGCCCCCAAUGCCUGCCCAGCGCCGAGGGUUAAAGAGGAGGAAGAUGGCAGAUAAAGUUCUACCUCAACGAAUUCGGGAGCUUGUCCCAGAGUCUCAGGCAUACAUGGAUCUCUUAGCUUUUGAGCGGAAGCUGGACCAGACCAUUGCACGCAAACGGAUGGAGAUUCAGGAGGCCAUCAAAAAGCCUCUGACGCAAAAACGAAAGCUUCGUAUCUACAUAUCCAAUACAUUCAGUCCCAGCAAGGCAGAUGGUGAUAGUGCGGGAACUGCGGGGACCCCUGGGGGAACCCCUGCAGGUGACAAGGUGGCUUCCUGGGAACUCAGAGUGGAAGGAAAACUGCUGGAUGAUCCUAGCAAACAGAAGAGGAAAUUUUCUUCAUUCUUUAAGAGCCUCGUAAUUGAGCUGGACAAAGAACUGUAUGGUCCUGACAACCACUUAGUGGAGUGGCAUAGGAUGCCCACCACCCAGGAAACAGAUGGCUUUCAGGUGAAACGGCCUGGAGACCUCAAUGUCAAGUGCACUCUCCUGCUCAUGCUGGAUCAUCAGCCUCCUCAGUAUAAACUGGACCCUCGACUGGCAAGGCUUCUGGGAGUGCACACGCAGACAAGGGCUGCCAUCAUGCAGGCCCUGUGGCUAUACAUCAAGCACAACCAGCUGCAGGACGGGCAUGAGCGAGAGUACAUCAAUUGCAACCGCUACUUCCGCCAGAUCUUCAGUUGUGGUCGACUCCGUUUUUCUGAAAUUCCCAUGAAGCUGGCUGGAUUGCUGCAGCAUCCAGACCCCAUUGUUAUCAACCAUGUCAUUAGUGUGGAUCCUAACGACCAGAAGAAGACAGCCUGUUAUGACAUUGACGUGGAGGUGGAUGACCCACUGAAGGCCCAGAUGAGUAAUUUUCUGGCCUCUACCACCAACCAGCAGGAGAUUGCCUCUCUUGAUGUCAAAAUCCAUGAGACCAUAGAGUCCAUCAACCAGCUGAAAACCCAGAGGGAUUUCAUGCUCAGCUUUAGCACUGAUCCCCAGGACUUCAUCCAGGAAUGGCUCCGUUCCCAGCGUCGUGACCUCAAGAUCAUCACCGAUGUGAUUGGAAAUCCUGAGGAGGAGAGACGAGCUGCUUUCUACCACCAGCCCUGGGCCCAGGAAGCAGUUGGGAGGCAUAUCUUUGCCAAGGUACAGCAGCGAAGGCAGGAACUGGAACAGGUGCUGGGAAUUCGUCUGACCUAACUGCUCAGGGAUCUCUUCCUUCCUUCCUAGCCCUGGAACCUGAUGGGAGACCAUCUUCUGAGUCCUGGCUGGGGCUCCAGACUUGUAGGAUGGGGUGAGGUGUGUCUCCUGUCACCCUCUACUCCCCAGCUUAGUUUCAUAAAUGUAGUAUUAGGAUUCCUCAUUGCUUGGUCCCCAAAGCCUUAUUACUUUUUUGCAUUGGCUUUAAUUGGGUUCUCAAGAUGUGGCCUCAGCCCCCUGCAGGCAGGCCCAGGUAGGACUGCUGGAGGCUGUGCUUUUAACAUUUUAACAGAUAUUUCUGAACCAAAGGCUGCUGGGUUUGCAUGUUUACAAGCUCCACUCCCGCCAGUGUCAGAGCUGGCUCUGGGGAGCUGGGCAAGGAAGUGGAGGCCCAGCCCAGACUCUUCCUAGCCUUUCUCAACCAAAGUUCUUUGCCAUUCCCACAAGCCCAGCCUUGCUGCUGGUUUCUCCUUUCCUUUGGGUAUUUGCACUAUUUGGGGAGCAGGUUUUUCUAUGUGGGAGCCACUUUUUUUUGUACAGGGGGAUGGUAACUGGGGUUUUUCAGGGAGCCCUGUUUGGUGCCUCCUUCUUUCUUUCCUCAAUCUAUGCAAGCGGCUGUAGCCGCCAUCAUCUCCUGGGAUGCCAUGGGGCUGCCAGCCCUCAGCUGCUUGGGCAGGGGAGGUGGAGUCUCCCAGGAGGGGACGUACCAGUUCUUUAGCCUAGCUGAGGUAGAGGUGUGUGCAUGGUGGAGGGCAGGGUUAGGUGAGGGGGAGGCUGGGAGGACUGUCCCUACCUUUUAAAAUUUGGUAAAGGAGUGGACCUAAGGCAAAUGCCACUCUGGCAAGUUUGGAAAUUUCCAAAUAAAUACUUUUGUUUA
Messenger RNA from Jaculus jaculus (lesser Egyptian jerboa), 2787 nucleotides. It is a transcript of the gene Smarcd2, whose product is annotated as SWI/SNF related, matrix associated, actin dependent regulator of chromatin, subfamily d, member 2. Gene Ontology annotation, cellular component: nucleus; SWI/SNF complex. NCBI's taxonomy places the organism in Eukaryota, Metazoa, Chordata, Mammalia, Rodentia, Dipodidae. The record is from RefSeq and is a predicted model, not a curated record. Gene Ontology annotation, biological process: regulation of transcription by RNA polymerase II. Bases 312 to 1910 code for a protein of 532 amino acids. The transcript has 13 exons.